This is a messenger RNA of Paralichthys olivaceus (Japanese flounder), 4262 nucleotides long. It is a transcript of the gene adamts13, whose product is annotated as ADAM metallopeptidase with thrombospondin type 1 motif, 13. Gene Ontology annotation, cellular component: extracellular matrix. The record is from RefSeq and is a predicted model, not a curated record. Gene Ontology annotation, molecular function: metalloendopeptidase activity. Gene Ontology annotation, biological process: extracellular matrix organization; proteolysis. NCBI's taxonomy places the organism in Eukaryota, Metazoa, Chordata, Actinopteri, Pleuronectiformes, Paralichthyidae.
AAUACAUGUUACACAUACUCCUCAGUGGAACUGUCCUGCCGGAGUAAAGGAUCACAUGUUGUCCUACAGCAGAGCAGGUAGACACACAGGAAGAGAGGGAAACAUGGUUUUUACGACCCUGCUCUGUCUGCUGUUACUGCGGCCUGGCCUCAGCGCUCUAAUGAGAUCUCCAUUGGUUGAGAAGCUCUUUCAUCACUCCUACAGUCCAAGAGGCACAUUUUAUUCUUCUCCUGAUGCCUCUGAGGGCGUGCGGCUGCGUCGCUCAGCAGCGAUGCCUGAUAUCACCCACCUAGAGCUGCUGGUGGUGGUUGGACCCGAUGUCCAGCAGGUCCACAAGCAGGAUACAGAGAAAUACAUCCUCACCAAUCUCAAUAUUGCGUCAGAGCUGCUGAGAGACAUGACCCUGGGCGCCAACAUGCGCGUGCACCUGGUCCGCAUGAUCAUCCUGUCGGAGCCCGAGCCAGAGAUCCAAAUGUCUACCAACAUCAUGUCAUCUCUCAGAAGUGUGUGCGACUGGAGCAGGAGGAUAAACCCCUCCAACGACACAGACCCACUUCAUGCUGACCUGUUGUUAUACAUCACAAGGUACGACCUGGUGUUGCCUGAUGGGAACAAGCUGGUCAGAGGAGUAACACAGCUGGGCGGGGCUUGCUCCAGUGAAUGGAGCUGUGUGAUUACAGAAGAUACAGGCUUUGACCUGGGCAUAACCAUUGCUCAUGAAAUCGGCCACAGUUUGGGUAUCAACCACGAUGGAGUGGGGAACACCUGCAGCAGGAGUGGCUUCAUGAUGGCCUCUGAUGGAGGCUACAACAGUGUGGAUCUGACCUGGUCUCCCUGCAGCAGACAGCAGCUGCUCUCGUUCUUCAGUGAAGGGAAGGCUACAUGUGUGACAGACCUGCCUGCAAUGGGAGGCUCCCUGCAAGACUGGAAGCCUGGUCUGUACUAUGGAGUUGAUGACCAGUGCAGAAUAGCCUUUGGUAGCACUGCCAGAGCCUGCUCUUUCACCAAUCCUGACCUGCCAGCCUGUCGUGUUCUGUCCUGUCACAUCAACCCUGACGAUAACAGCUCCUGCAAACGUCUCCUGGUCCCACUGCUGGACGGGACAGAGUGUGCACCAAGCCAGUGGUGUCUGAAGGGCCGCUGUGUGUCCCCCGAUGAGCUCAGCUCCUCUGUGGUGGUGCAUGGCUCCUGGUCCAGCUGGUCCCAGUUCUCCCACUGUUCACGGACAUGUGGUGGAGGAGUCACUCAUCGCACACGGCAAUGCAACAACCCCAGACCUGCUUUUGGAGGGAGUGACUGUCAGGGUCUGGAUAUCGAGGCUGAACUUUGUCACCAGCAGCCAUGUAAGGGCACCCAGCUAGAUUUCAUGGCAGAACAGUGUUCGAUGACAGACCUCCAGCCGCUCUACCUGCUCCCAAACACUGCCUCCUUCUACACAUGGAUCCCUGCUGUAGGCUUUGCACAAGGGGAUGAGCAGUGCAGAUUCAUGUGCCAGUCAGACGGAGAGAACUUCAUGGUGAGCCGUGGCUCUCAGUUUGUGGAUGGGACUCGCUGUGAGUCAGACAGUCCGCCUCCCUUCGGCUCUACGGCUGCUUGUCUGAGAGGGAAAUGCCAGCUGUUUGGCUGUGACGGUGCGCUGCAUUCUGGGAAAGUGUGGGAUGUGUGCGGGGUGUGCGGUGGAAAUGGAUCAUCCUGCACUUUGACCUUGGACUCCUACAAUGCUGGUCAGGCCAGAGAUUACACCACCUUCCUCUCUGUGCCAGUGAACGCCACACAGGUUCAUAUUGUAAACAGGGCACCGCUCUUCACUCACAUGGCUGUAAAGGUUGGGGGUCGGUACGUUGUCUCUGGAUCCGGCAGCAUUGCACUGAAUACGACCCACCCCUCCCCAGUGGAUGACAACCACCUAGAAUAUCGUCUUCACCUGACCCCUGACUUUUUGCCUGUGACAGAGGAGCUGCUGCUGCCUGGUCCGCUGCAACAGGAGAUAAUCGUACAGGUCUAUCGCAAAUAUGGAAAAGAAUAUGGUGAGAGGACAAAUCCAAACAUUAGUUACCAGUUCUAUCUUCCCACCACAAACAGUUACUCGACAGGCGUCACACCUAAAGGCAAAUGGGUUGUCUUUACAACACCCUGCUCUGUCUCCUGUGGAUCUGGUGUACAGACACAUGUAUAUGUCUGUGCAGAUGAAGAUAGCAACAGCCAUUUGGAGGAACACAACUGUGAGACGCCUACGUCACCUGUACCACUCCAGACAAUCUGUCAGCUCUCACCCUGUCCCCCCUGGUGGGAUACAGGGAAAUUUGGGCCCUGUAGUGCCUCUUGUGGUGGAGGAGAGAGGGUGCGUCUUCUGAGAUGUGUUCAGAAACAAGGAGCUGAUGUGAUGACUGUUCCAGAUUCUGAAUGUUCCCCUGACACAGCGCCACCUGCUGUGGAAAGAUGUAACCGACAAUACUGUCCUGCCAGAUGGCGUGUGUCCGAACCAGGGGAAUGUUCAGCAGUGUGCGGCCCUGGAGAAGCCAAACUGGCCGUGUCAUGCGUCCGUCCAGAAGCUGGUCAGGAUGUUGAAGUGGAUCACAGCUUCUGUUCAAAGCAGAUCAAACCUCCUGAUUCUGUGCCAUGUGUGGUGGACGUUUGUCCCAUCGGGUGGGAAAGUGAGGGAGAGGCCCAGCCCGUGCUGAAGUCUGGUUUGCUGCCCCGCUCCAGACAAGCUCCUGUGUAUGUUUGGAGCCCUUCAGUCAGCCAGUGCUCAAAGACCUGUGGCAAUGGAACCCUGCAGGUGUGGUUUUCCUGUCUGGACCACCAGAGCAGACUGGGGGUGCCUGACUUCCACUGUGAUGCUUCUUCCCAACCUUCUCCCCAGUCUGAGAUCUGCAGCUCCUCUCCCUGCCCUCCCAUGUGGCGCUCUAAGCAAGGAGUCUGCAGUGUAACAUGUGGAGGAGGGGUGGCCAACAGGGUGCAGUACUGUGCUCUGGAAACAGGAGGAGGGGAGGAGGAGGAGGAGGAGGUAGUGGAAGAUUCAGAGUGUAGUGAGUCUCUCAAACCCACAGCAGUGGUUUCAUGUAACACCCACAGCUGCCCGGCAAGGUGGAAGGUGUUCGGGAGGUCCCCCUGCUCUGUGACCUGCGGUUUGGGUGUAGCUCAGAGGACUGUGUCCUGUGUCCAGUUUGUCGACGGCAAGGAGAGUGUGGUGCCAGAGGAAAACUGCCAUGAGGUGGUCAAACCAGCCACCAUGGUGCCCUGCCUGGUGCAAAUCUGCAUCCUUAGGUGGGAGGUGAAGUCUUGGAGCCAGUGUUCAGUACCUUGCGGAUAUGGGAUCCAGUCUCGAGCUGUGUCCUGCCUGGGUCCUUCCACGCCCGAGCCCCUCAGCCCUCUGCUUUGCAUGCAUAUGCCCAAACCCAUCACCAUCCAGGGCUGCAACAUGGGCAGCUGCAGAGAUGUGCUGCCCACCGCCGCUGCAACGCAGGCUGUCCCAAUGGUUGACCUCACAGAGGGGCCUCUGCUGUCUCCCACAUAUCCAACAGAGGCCAUAGCUUUCCCACACACCACCACAGCAGCCACCCCAACACCUAGAGGUGCAUGUGGACAGCUUCUCCUGGAGGAAUCAGGCACAGUGGAUUUGAAAAACGUAACUGCCCGCUGCACAGUGUCCAUAGGUCGACCUCUGGAUGAGGUUAUUCACAUUAGAGUGGAAUCUAGCUCCCUGAAUUGCAGAAAAAAGGAGUAUGUGGCAUUUUAUGACCGAUUGGCAUUUGUGAGGAAGUGUGCGCAGGUUGCAGGUAGUGAGCUGACUACUAGAACCAACGUCCUGCUGGUUCGUCAAAAUAUGCUCACUCCUGGAGGUGGAAUUGUGUUCAGCUACACCUCAAAGAAAAACCUGAAGAGGAGCCACCAUCAGGACUGUGACAUUCAGCUGUUCUCCCCCAGCGGUGACUUUGAGAACCCGACGACGUCCAGCACCAACCACACCUGUCGAGUGCUCAUCAACGCCCCUCCCUCUGUGAAGAUCAGAGUCCAAGCACUGCACAUAGGAUUAGCAUUCAACACCACCAACUCGCAGUCUACAUACAUUAUGAUCCGGGACAUGGACAUCUUAAAGACCAACGUGUUUAAAGGUCAACAGCUGUUUCUGUGGCAUUCCUCUGGAAAUAUGGCAGAGAUUGAGUUCCAUGGAGACUACCUGCAUUCUAAGGGAAGCUUUAGAGCGGAAUAUUCCUUUAUAAGUCCCAAAUAUUAAUUUAUAAUAAAUACCUGGAGGAACA